GCGCGCCCCGCCCCCGGGCUAUGAAAGGCGCCCCGCGUGUGGUCCUGACACCCCAAGGCGCCCGUGUCCCUCGCGCAGGCGGGCGGUCCCGGAGACGGUGCCCGCAAAGGCGGCGACGGCGGUGCGCCCACUCAUCAUGAACACAAGCUUUUCCCGAAAGAGUCACACGUUCCUGCCCAAGAUCUUCAAAAAAAUGUCAUCCUCGGGAGCCAAGGACAAGCCCGAGCUGCAGUUCCCCUUCCUCCAGGAUGAGGACACGGUGGCCACGCUGCAUGAGUGCAAGACGCUGUUCAUCCUGCGGGGCCUGCCAGGCAGCGGCAAGUCCACGCUGGCUCGGCACAUCGUGGAUAAAUACCACAACGGCACCAAGAUGGUAUCUGCCGACGCUUACAAGAUCAACCCGGGCUCUCGAGCAGACUUCUCCGAGGAGUACAAGCGGCUGGACGAGGACCUGGCCGCCUACUGCCGCCGGGACAUCAGGGUUCUGGUGCUUGAUGACACCAACCACGAGCGGGAGCGACUGGAUCAGCUCUUUGAAAUGGCCGAUCAGUACCAGUACCAGGUGGUGCUGGUGGAGCCCAAGACAACAUGGCGACUAGACUGUGCCCAGCUCAAGGAGAAGAACCAGUGGCAGCUGUCAGCCGAGGACCUGAAGAAGCUGAAGCCCGGCUUGGAGAAGGACUUCCUGCCGCUCUACUUUGGCUGGUUCCUGACCAAAAAGAGUUCUGAGACCCUCCGCAAAGCCGGCCAGGUCUUUCUGGAAGAGCUGGGGAAUCACAAGGCUUUCAAGAAGGAGCUUCGACACUUUAUUUCUGGGGAUGAACCCAAGGAGAAGCUUGAGCUGGUCAGCUACUUUGGGAAGAGACCCCCAGGCGUUCUGCACUGUACAACCAAAUUCUGUGACUACGGGAAGGCCACCGGGGCAGAAGAAUAUGCCCAGCAGGAUGUGGUGAAGAGAUCUUACAGCAAGGCCUUCAAACUGUCCAUCUCGGCCCUUUUUGUGACACCCAAGACGGCCGGGGCCCAGGUGGUGCUGAAUGAGCAGCAGCUGCUGUUGUGGCCGAGCGACGUGGACAAGCCGUCUUCCUCCGAGAGCCUGCCCCCAGGGAGCCGAGCUCACAUCACCCUGGGCUGUGCCGCCGAUGUGCAGCCCGUGCAGACAGGCCUUGACCUCUUAGAGAUCUUGCAGCAGGAGAAGGGGGGCAGCCGAGGUGAGGAGGUGGGUGAGCUCCCCCGGGGCAAGCUCUUUUCCCUGGGCAAAGGGCGCUGGAUGCUGAGCUUGACCAAGAAGAUGGAGGUCAAGGCCAUCUUCACGGGGUACUAUGGGAAGGGCAAACCUGUGCCCAUACAUGGCAGCCGGAAGGGGGGUGCCAUGCAGAUUUGCACCAUCAUCUGAGGGUUCACGCCACUCUACCCCUUCUGCUCUUUAGAAGGCAGAGGGGUGGACAGGGCAACAUGCCUUCCAUUUGAUUUUUAAGAUUUUUUUUUUUUACUCGAAGCUAACUUACCUGUAACUUUUUAAGAGUCUGUAAAGUAACUGCCAGCCCCUUCCUGCCCACCCUCUUCCCCUUAACACUGGAGCUCUCAACACAGGCGGGUGGGGAGAGGAAGACACCAUUCAGGAACCUGGACCAGUGGUGAUAAAAGACUGGGCUAUUGGGCCUGGAGCCACAUCUGCCCCACAUCCAGGAGCUGGUUAACUCUCCCUUGACCCCUGCCUGAUGCCCAUCUAGAGCUGGGCACACCUCAGAGCUGCACACAUCAUGCUAAGGACAGUGCUACGCCACAGGAAAACAGUGGUAGCUUUGAGAGGGGUCAGAUCCCUGGGUACCAGUCUUAUUUUUUAAUCACUAUAGUGCCUAAGAAGGCCUGGGCUACUUCCUGGUGUGUAAAGGGGUUUACCUCCCACCUUUGGUCAUUCCUAAGUCCCUGCCACCUCCUUCACACUGUGACUAGGUGAAGAGUGUGAUCACUAGGGGAGAAGUGGAAUCACCAGAAGCACAUCUCUGGCCUCCCACUGGCCACCCACCCUUCACAGUAGCGUGCCACUGCUGUGUGGACGGGCACUGAGGACAGAUAGACAUGGCCUGAGAAGCUCCAGCUUUGCUCUCUGCCCAGCCCAUCCUGCCUCCAUGGUGCCUCUAGGGCCUCCUCGAAAGGAGGGUGGUGGGUACCAAGAGCCAAUGGAGGGGGCCCUGAGCUGGCCAGAGUGCGCCCCAUCUUCUGCUCUGGGGAAGUUGAACAAGAUCACGUGUGUGGUUCCUGGAACACCUCACUCUGCCUUUGCUCAGUAACAGGACCCUGCUAAUUGGGUUGUCACCCAAGAAUCUGGGAUUUAUGUUCCUACCCUGGUUUUGCCCACCUCAGCAACUUCUAAGACUGAUACUGAAAUAAAUCAUGUUAAUCCUA
This is a messenger RNA of Peromyscus maniculatus bairdii (prairie deer mouse), 2409 nucleotides long. RefSeq names its product 2'',3''-cyclic nucleotide 3'' phosphodiesterase (gene Cnp). Gene Ontology annotation, cellular component: cytoplasm; membrane. Gene Ontology annotation, molecular function: 2',3'-cyclic-nucleotide 3'-phosphodiesterase activity. The record is from RefSeq and is a predicted model, not a curated record. Gene Ontology annotation, biological process: cyclic nucleotide catabolic process. NCBI's taxonomy places the organism in Eukaryota, Metazoa, Chordata, Mammalia, Rodentia, Cricetidae.